GUAAACGUUCAGCCGUUCACCACAUAAACACAGCACCAGGAAACCAAUUUCACAAUUAACGGAUAACGGAUAAGGAAACGAACUAUUCCGAUCAUCUCAGUUUUGGUAACGUUUAUUUCCUCACAUCGCAAUGAAAUGAGGGGAGCAUGGGGGCCAAAGAGUCGAGGAUAGGAUUCCUGUCGUAUGACGAGGCCGUCAAGAGAGUCACUGAUGUGGAAUUGAAGCGUCUGAAAGAUGCAUUCAAGAGAACCAGCGGCAUCACAUAUUACAUGACCCAGCAGUGCUUCUACAGGGAAGUGCUGGGAGAUGGAGUUCCCCUCAAAGUUGCAGAGGUGAUCUACAGCUCGUUUGGAGGCUCGUCCAAAGGGCUGCAUUUCAACAAUCUGAUCGUGGGUUUGGUGCUUUUGACAAGAGGACGCGAUGAGGAGAAAGCAAAGUACCUCUUCAGCCUGUUUGCCAGUGAUCUGGGUGGAUAUGCUGCCAGGGAAGACAUUGAGGCAGUUCUGCAGGUUCUGGAUGGAGAAGUCCCAGCGUCCCUCAAGAAGUGCUUCAGUGAGGGUGACAAAGUGAACUAUGAUCGUUUUAAGAGCUGGCUCCUACAGAAUAAAGAGGCCUUCACUUUGUCCAGAUGGCUCCUGUCUGGAGGAGUGUGUGUCACACUCACAGACGAUAGCGACACACCCACGUUCUACCAGACCCUCGCCGGUGUCACACACUUGGAGGAGUCUGACAUUAUCGACUUGGAGAAGCGCUACUGGCUGCUAAAAGCUCAGUCCAGAACUGGACGUUUUGACUUAGAAACCUUUGUUCCGCUGGUCUCUCCCCCUAUCCAUGCUUCACUGAGUGAAGGCUUGUUUCACGCCUUUGAUGAGAAUCGGGACAAUCACAUCGACUUUAAAGAGAUCUCUUGUGGACUGUCUGCAUGCUGCAGGGGGCCAGUCGCUGAAAGGCAGAAAUUUUGCUUUAAAGUGUUUGAUGUGGACCGUGACGGAGUUCUGAGUCGAGAUGAGCUCCAUGAAAUGGUUGUGGCCUUGCUGGAGGUUUGGAAGGACAAUCGCACAGACACACUGCCUGAGCUGCACAGUAGCGUAUCAGACAUUGUAGAGGGCAUCCUGAAGAUGCAUGACACAACCAAGCUGGGUCACCUGACCCUGGAGGACUAUCAGAUCUGGAGUGUGAAGAGUGCUUUGGCCAAUGAGUUCCUAAACCUGCUUUUCCAGGUCUGCCACAUUGUCCUUGGCCUGAGACCUGGUACUCCUGAGGAGGAGGGACAAAUCAUCAGGGGUUGGUUAGAGAGAGAGAGUAGACAUGGGCUGCAGCAGGGUCAGAACUGGUUCCUCAUCUCCAUGCUGUGGUGGCAGCAGUGGAAGGACUACGUUAAAUAUGGCAGUCCCUGCAUCUGUCUUCCCACACAGGAGCAUAAAGGCAUCGUGGUGGAGCAGCCGUCCAUCCUGAGCUCGCUGCGGACCCCCAUGGCCACAGCCACUGUAGAGCACAGUCCACCAGACAGACUGGGAGGACUGGGAACCUUUAGUCAGGUCAGCCCCACUGAGGAGAGGUCACCUGAUGCCAUUUCCAGUGCAUCUGAAGCUACAGAGAGCGCCUUGAGCCCUCAGGUAGCUCCCUCAGCUACAGAGAGCUGUUUUGCCCGUCAACACAAUGUGUCCGACAACAACAAUCAGUGUUUUUCCGGAGCUAACGGACACCUCCCCUCUCAGCUGGCAGCACAGAGACCCGGAGCAAUCGACAACCAGCCCCUGGUCAACACUGACGCCAUGAAGGCCCCCACGUUAACCAUGGAGGGCGGCCGACUGAAGCGCUCCUUGCAGCUGCCACUGGGCAGAGACUUUGAGAUUGUGCCAGAACCGGUGUGGCGGGCACUCUACCACUGGUACGGUGCCAACCUCAGCCUGCCACGACCGGUGAUCUUGGAUAGUAAGACAAGCCAAGCAGAGCUGGAACUCUUCCCCCGCUACCUACUCUUCCUCCGUCAGCAGCCGGCCACACGCUCCCCCCAGUCCAACAUCUGGGUCAAUAUGGGUAUGACCAGCCUGCGAAUGUUCCCUCCGUAUUUACCCGCAGCAAGAGCGGGCAGCGUACCAUCACCCAACGCUCCUCUGAAGAGGGUCCUAGCCUACACAGGCUGUUUCAGCCGCAUGAGCACCAUCAAAGACAUCCACCUUUACCUGUCCCAGAGACUCCGCAUCAAAGAGGAGGACAUGAGACUCUGGCUCUACAACAGUGAGAACUACCUCACUCUCCUGGACGAUGAAGAUCACACACUGGAGAGCCUGAAGAUCCAGGACGAGCAGCAGCUGGUUAUUGAAGUCAGGAACAAAGACAUGAGCUGGCCUGAGGAAAUGUCCUUCAUUGCCAACAGUAGUAAGAUGGACAGACACAAAGUUCCUACAGAGAAAGGAGCGACUGGCCUCAGUAACCUUGGCAACACGUGCUUCAUGAACUCCAGUAUUCAGUGUGUGAGCAACACAAAGCCCCUCACAGACUACUUUAUCUCUGGAAGACACCUCUAUGAACUCAACAGAACAAAUCCCAUUGGGAUGCGAGGUCACAUGGCCAAAUGUUAUGGUGACCUGGUGAUGGAGCUGUGGAGUGGGACACAGAAGAACGUAGCUCCACUUAAACUGAGGUGGACGAUAGCAAAGUACGCCCCACGCUUUAAUGGCUUCCAGCAGCAGGACUCUCAGGAGCUGCUGGCCUUCCUCCUAGAUGGCCUUCAUGAAGACCUGAACCGCGUCCAUGAGAAACCGUAUGUGGAGCUGAAGGACAGUGACGGCAGGCCGGACUGGGAGGUCGCCUCCGAGGCAUGGGAGAACCAUCUGCGCAGAAACCGCUCCAUUGUAGUGGAUCUGUUCCACGGUCAGCUCAAGUCACAGGUGAAGUGUAAGACAUGCGGACACAUAAGUGCUCGCUUUGACCCCUUCAACUUCCUGUCCCUGCCACUGCCCAUGGACAGCUCCAUGCACCUGGAGAUCACAGUGAUCAAACUGGACGGCUCCACGCCUGUGCGGUAUGGCUUGAGGCUGAACAUGGAUGAGAAGUACACAGGGCUGAAGAAACAACUGAGUGAACUCUGCAGUCUAAAGCCAGAACAGAUCCUGUUGGCUGAGGUCCACAGCUCCAACAUCAAGAACUUCCCCCAGGACAACCAGAAGGUGCGUCUGUCUGUCAACGGCUUCCUGUGUGCAUUUGAGAUCCCUGUGCCAGGUUCACCCACGUCUCUGAGCUCACCUACACUGACAGACAUCACCCCAAUCGCUAAUGGUUCAGCUGCGAAUGGAAUCCUGGGGAACAAACCUGUCCUCAUUCCCAAUGGAGGACCCAGCACAGGGGUCCCCUGCAGCCCAGAGACCCCGCUUGCCAAUGGGGUUGCAAACGGACACAUCACGCCGAUACAGGAAAGCCCCUUCAUUGGAUACAUCAUCGCCAUGCACAGGAAGAUGAUGCGUACAGAGCUGUACUUCUUGUCGUCGCAGAAGAACCGACCCAGUCUGUUUGGCAUGCCUCUCAUUGUCCCCUGUACGGUUCACACCAGUAAGAAGGAUCUGUAUGAUGCCGUCUGGAUCCAAGUGUCCCGCCUGGCAAGCCCGCUGCCCCCCCAGGAAGCCAGCAACCACGCACAAGACUGUGACGACAGUAUGGGCUACCAGUACCCCUUCACUUUACGAGUUGUUGGUAAAGAUGGUAACUCAUGUGCCUGGUGUCCCUGGUACAGAUUCUGUCGGGGUUGUACAGUCGAGUGUUGUGAGGACAGAGCGUCUGUAGGAAAUGCUUACAUCGCUGUUGACUGGGAUCCCACCGCCCUCCACCUCCGCUACCAGACUUCCCAGGAGAGGAUCGUGGAGGAGCACUGCAGUGUGGAGCAGUCUCGCCGUGCACAGGCCGAGCCCAUCAGCCUGGACAGCUGUCUAAAGGCCUUCACCAGUGAGGAAGAGCUAGGUGAGGAUGAGCUCUACUACUGCUCCAAGUGUAAGACGCACCGGCUCGCCACCAAGAAGCUGGACCUGUGGAGGCUGCCCCCCAUCCUGAUUGUGCACCUGAAGCGCUUCCAGUUUGUUAAUGGUCGCUGGAUUAAGUCCCAGAAGAUCGUAAAGUUCCCGCAAGAGAGCUUUGAUCCAAGCGCCUUCCUGGCCCCCAGAGACCUGGAGCAGCAUCGCCUGCACUCUCGCAGCGAGAGCGAGGACCUGCUGAGGGUUGGGGAGGACAAUCUAUCCUCCAUCUCUGCCCCUGCUGGCUUCUGCAACCUCAACAAAGCCUCUCCUGCCUCAAGCAGGAAAUCGGCACCUUCUCUCAGCCGGACCAGCAGCCCCUCCUGUAGCCCAAAGACCAGCUCCGGGGGACGCAGACAGGGUCGGCUACGUCUUCCCCAGCUGGGCAGUCGGCACCGCCUCUCUAACAGCAAGGAGAGCCUGGACGGAGCUGUUAACGCUGAGGCAGAUUCUCGGGAUGGUGCAUCGCAGGCAGACACAGAGGGGAGCACAGGAGGGACGGCGGCAUGCAGCCAUGCUGGAUCAGGAGAUGGGAUCACAUUAGAGUCACUGAGCAGCACAGAGGCAUCCAGCAGCCACUGUGAUGUGGUUUUAGUGAACGGUGAAAGCAACGGGCUGAGCUCAGACUGCAGCACAGAGAGCAGCAUGGACCCUGACAGCUCACUGCUGCAGCACAGAGACAACAUGUGUCUGGACGCCAUCUACAACCUCUAUGCAAUAUCAUGCCAUUCAGGAAUCAUGGGAGGAGGGCACUAUGUGACGUACGCGAAAAACCCCAAUGAGAAAUGGUACUGUUACAAUGACAGCAGCUGUAAGGAGGUUCACUCCGAGGAGAUUGACACCGACUCUGCCUACAUCCUCUUCUACGAGCAGCAGGGCGUCGAGUACUCCCAGUUCCUGCCAAAGAUCGACGGCAAGAAGAUGGCCGACACCAGUAGCAUGGACGAAGACUUUGAGUCAGACUACAAGAAGUACUGUGUCCUCCAGUGAUCGUCUUCCAUCACACCUGCUACUGCUGUGAGCGGGGACAUUCAGAUCGUUGUGGUCACAAACUGCUAACAACCAGAGUCGGACUGUGCUCUCUGUGUUUAGGGACGUGUUGCAGCACUUUCUACACUUGAUCACAAACUUGGAUGAGUGCAAACAUUCGCCAAGGCGACAAUGAAGCCCUGGUGAAAAAAAAGCACUAAACUGGUGCACUUUGCUGAGCCCGACAAAACAAACCCUCCUCGUCCUCCUACCCCUCCACUCGCCAUAACCUUCGUGCAACAUUUAUACGCUUGCUUAUGCAUCUUUGAAUGUAUGCCUGUGUGGCCAAGUCAUGAAGUCCUGCAUCUAUCAGCUGUGAUGUCAGGAGAUGAAUCGACAAUUAAAUCUGACGUCACCUGGAUAUAUCAUCUGAAGAAAAGCACAGGAGUUCCAGGUGUAAACUUGAGGCCAACGAUUGGUUUUAAACGGUCAAAUUUGAUGCAACAUGAUGAUGAAAUGUGGUAUGUAAUAUGUCGGAUACUCUAUAGACAUUUUAGAAGAUGCUUCUCCAAAGGUUUUAUUAGUGGUAGUGUCACAUAAUUCAUAUGCUACCUCAUCACUUCAUGCAGUGUCAGCCAACUCCACCCUGAUCAUCUAUGACAGUAUUAAUAAUCAUUAGAAUGUUGAAUUCCACUGUAGGAGUCAUGGUGCACACAUUUCACUGCGCUCUCACACAUCCUUAUAUGGAUAUGAAGAGUGUGUUCGAUCCCGCUGCUGCCAAAUAGCCUGCAUUACCCAUAAUGCCCCUGAAACUCAGAACACUUUAGUGUCACUCUGGGUAUGUUGAGGAGAGGUGCCAUGAUUUCAAAAAGGAGACGCUACAAGAUUAAGAGACAGUAUAUGUUUUUGUUUUUGCAUCCUGUUUUUUUUUUUAUAUAUAUAUAAAUGAUUAAUUUUAUUGUACUUUAUCUUCAUUUUUUUUAAGACUUUAAGAGCCACUUCAGGUAAAGGAAUGAUAUCAAUCUCAAAGUUACACAGAGAGGUGCCAAGCACUGUUCACCUGCUGCAGCUCUCAACAGUUAGUCCAUGUCCACACCGAUGUGUUCAUUUUAAAAUGCAAAACCUGUGAGACAUUCAGACCCAGAAGUCCAGUCCGUGCGAACUAAAACAGAGAAAAAUGGCGCUGUAAGAGAAAAAGAAAUUAUCAAAUGGACAGCCACAGUCUUCACUGCAAAAAUUACAGUUUCAUGGGGUACAUUUCUCCAAUUUCUUGUGAAAAAUAUCUCUCUACACUUUCACCUUGCAGGUCCAGAUAAGUGUUAUAUUUUCAGGCCUGAGUUGCAUGAAGUAAGUAAAAAAUGUGCCAAUGCAUCGAGCAAAAUUUACUUGUUUCUUCAAGUAAGAUCAAUGUUAAGGAGAAAAGCAAACAUAAGCAUUGUUGUGAAGCAGUUCAUUAGGGAUGCACCAAUAUUGGUGCUGAUACCAUGCUAAAGUACGUUUACAGUAUUGUAUCUGAUAUCAUUUUGAGAGAAUGAGAACAUGUCAUCCUCCUAUUAUUUGAGCAGGUUGGCAAAGUUUGAGUCAUGUCUUCAGUUUGGGGAUAUUUUAGCAUAAAUGAGGUUGACAUAACACUGCAAGAUGACACUGCAAACUAUGCACUGCUAAAUUCUCAAAAAGAGUGAGGAAGAAACUAAUGAAAAAUAUAAACUUUCAAUAUACUUUACGAACUAUCAUGGUUACUAAGUAUUCAGAUUGAUUCUGACAUUUGUCCAUAUUUGGUUGGGUUGAGUACCCAAAUGUAAGUACUUCUACUUGGUUGAGAGGGGUCUGGCUGCAGACUGUUGCUCUCAAGCACUCCCUCUUGCAAACCAUAACUGUGAGACACAGCAUCCAUCAGAAUGGGAAUACACACUAAAACCUUCAAAAAAAUAAUUUUAAACUUUCGCUUAGGCCAGUGUAAUAGUUAAGGUAAGGUUAGGAUACCAAAAGUUAAAAACCUGACCUGCAAAACCUGAUUACAGAAUGUAUAAACAAGGCUGAGUAAACAGCCUGCUCACAGGAGAAAAGCUUGUACUCCAUGAAAACACUCUUAAUGUAGCAAAUGUAGCUCCAUUAGCUGCAUAAGCUAGUAGCUGAAGCUUAAGCUCACAAAUCUCAUGAUAUACCAACAAAGCUGUAAGCCUAAUGUCAGCUACAUAAGCUACAUAGCUGUGUUAUCUGUGUAACUCAUGUAGCUACUGUACCUCUAAAUAUCUUUGCUAGACCUAACUUAGCCACAUUGGCUUAUGUAGCAAUGUUGACUAGCUAGCACAUCUUUGUCAGCUUUAGCUAAAGCUAUCGUAGCUAUAAUGGCUUACAUUGUAACAUUAACUACGUAGCCAGUGAAGCUAUUUGGCUUUGGCUAAGGUUAACAAGUUAAAGCAAGCCACCAUUAGUGUAACUUCUUCUGAAACAGGUCGAUACCUAAUUUAAUCCUGGAUUAGACCUUUGAGCUUUAUUUCUUUUUAUUGCUGAAAUGUUUGUUAGUCUGUAACAUUUGUAAUCUACAUUUUCCCCCCAAAAAACUCUAAAACUGUGAAUACUGGAAAAUUACAGGACUUCUGUUUCGACGGAGACAGUGUCUCAAAGUAACGGUCUGUGAGAGGGGGCAUCCAAGAUAUACAGUCUACAGCAAGACAAGAGUUGGUCUGGAAAAAUAGUGCUAUUGGUGUAUCACUACAAUUUAUUUAACACAUUUGAGUAAUCCCAGGCCCUUUACAUCUUGCCAUUUUUCAUGGCUGCUGUUAAAGAACAAUGUUCUGCAUUUUAUUGGGCUACUGCUUCUUAAAUGCACAGGUGGAAUUCCUGUGUCCAGCUACAUUAUCAGCAAGGAAUCUUUAUUUGUACCUGUAAAGGUUAAUUUGUUGUGCAGACAGGAGUUUCAGUGUUCCAAAAAUAAAAACAACAAAUAACAGCAAAACUAAUUCACAAUUUAAGACACAUCCUGGUACAAAAUACAUUAAAAACUAACAUUAAAAUGUUAAAACCAACAUAAUUGGUCAAAUCAAGUCACGAUAAAGUUCUUACAUAGACACCAAAUCAGAAAUUUAAAACAUCCUUUCAUAGUUAAAGGGAUUGUGCUUGCUUUGCUGAGAAUAGCUACAGCUGCAGGCACGAAAGUGUUGCUGCAGUGUUUUGUUCUUCCCUCAGGAGUAACAAACCAACAGCCAGAGCAAAGAAGCCAGCUCAGACGAAAAACCCACGGCAGGUAGCUGUGAAUGUGCAAAUCAAACAAUACUGAUAUCUGUUUCAACAGCACAUCAAAAAAUAGAAGUCUCGUUAAAGGAUCUUAGUUACAUUUUCUUGUUGCACUGUUUGACUCAUUACAAGCACCACAGACCUUACUUUUUGCUUUUUAUACUUUGAAAUAAGAUUCUUUGUGUGGACUUGUCUGGUUUAUGUGGCUAUAGAAAUUAGAUAUUUUUACUGAUUUUUAGAUAAAUAUACUCUUGCUAAACUUUGAGAUUUUUUGCAGUGAAGUGGAUGUAACUUUUCUUCAUUUUCAAGGAAAUCCCUCUUAAGAUACUGGUAAACUGUAUUAUCUAAUUGAUAUCUAUAUUCAAAACCAGAGCCUCAAGAUGAGGUGUUUAUUUGUUGUGUUGAGAGCUGCAGCAGUUUGCCUCCUGACAGUAAACGCUUCACUACAUAACUGGACCUCCAGCAUUUCAUUUUUUUUCUGUUCGCUGUGUCUAAACAUCAUCUUCCUCUAAACUUCCGUUCCUUAUGUCUUGUCUUCUUCAUGUGAAAGUUUGAAAUAAACAAACCCAUGCGUUUUGCUGUGUGGAGUCCAGCGGGGUGUGAAGCAGCACAUGUGGAGCUCCUCGGGCUCGGUCUAAUCACUGUGAACUGAAAAGCAGCUCCUGAAAUUCCCCCUCCUUGUCUUCACUUCUUUAAGCUGCUGUAUUUAUGACGAGAAGGCGCCAGCGCAGAUGUUAUUGGAGAGAUAUUUGUCACUGAAUGAAACUUUAUUUUCCUUUGCAUUUGUUGAACAAAUGGAAAUGUACAGAGUGAUAUUUAUGUUUGUUUGCUCCGUCUUCCUUUUUUCCCCCCUCCACCCUUCCUGCCUAUGUCCAUGUUUCAAAUUUCAUGAAUUUACUCAAAGGGAAAAUUUGUCUCUUGAGAACCCAGCUUGAAAUGUUUGCUUCAUUUUAAAGGUGCAAUAGCUGUCAAAUUAUCAUGUGUUGGCUGUGAAUGAUCCCUGAAAUCGGCUACCUGUGUGAUGCUAAGCUAACCACACCUGUAGCUUAAACUGUAUCCGCAAAAACAGUUCAAUUCAGCAUAGUUCAACAGAAGUGAGCUUGGAUGCUCAAUCGAUCAAUAUAUGAACCACAAGGACGCUAUGUUAAGCCCCUUCCUUCCUUUCAAGCCCUAUCCACUUGUUACCAACCCCACCAGAAGAGUUGUUCGGUGUGUCGGCAGGCAGUGCAAUCUACUACUGAGCUGUCUGUGAGUGUCUGUAGCCACUUUUUAUUUAAGUUCAUUUCCGUUGGAUCUGAACCAGAGUUGUUAAUUUAAAGAACUUUUUUUGUAAUGUGUUUGUUGAAAGAACGUGACAUCGCACUGACAUGAAAAAAACAUGUACAUAAAAAAUGUGUUUUGUAAAUAAGCCAAUGAAAACGAUGUAUUUGAAUAUCAACUGUACAAAAUACUGUACUUGUAGUUGUAUAUGGAGUGAUACCGUUGAUCUGUAACAAAAUACCCAAGCAACAAAUUAAAUUCUGCAGAGGAAAC
Cheilinus undulatus (humphead wrasse) is the source of this 9746-nucleotide messenger RNA. It is a transcript of the gene usp32, whose product is annotated as ubiquitin specific peptidase 32. The transcript is spliced from 34 exons. Lineage: Eukaryota; Metazoa; Chordata; Actinopteri; Labriformes; Labridae. Bases 147 to 4997 code for a protein of 1616 amino acids. Gene Ontology annotation, biological process: protein deubiquitination. Gene Ontology annotation, cellular component: Golgi apparatus. Gene Ontology annotation, molecular function: calcium ion binding; cysteine-type deubiquitinase activity. The record is from RefSeq and is a predicted model, not a curated record.